AUGUAUCUCCUUGGCCUCUGUUCCUUGGAUACAACAUCUGGAUGUCUGACGCUCUCCAACGUGACUCAUGAACACAGCGGCCGCUACACACCAGAGGUCAACUACGAUUUGGAAGACCCCACUGAAAUCCAGGUUAUCUGCAUCAUCACUGACGACCAUGGACCAGUUGAGUCUAGCUGGAAACUUGGUAACAAGUAUCGUCCUGGAAACACGUUAAACAUAACACAGUUGACGAGGCAGAUGUUCAGACUUGUUGUCUCAGCGCAGGUGGACAUCAUUUGCACAGAAAGCCUCGAUAUGAAGUUCAAGAUUGUUCUAUUUCUUAUUCUAUUGAAUGGAGCAGUCAUCUUUUCUGGUAAAGCAGACCCCUACAGGGAACUGGGCUCCUCAUUUGUCCUCUGUCCAGACUCCGUGACUCCUCCACUCACCAAUAUAACUUGGAAACAUGGAGUUGACCUGGCUGUGGACUGGUCUGGAGGCAAUGUCACUUUCUAUCGUAUUUCUAAAGACCACUGCUCCUUAAAUACAACAACUGGAUGUCUGACGAUCUCCAACGUAACUCAUGAUCAAAGCGGCCGCUACACGUCACAGGUCAACUACGAAGAUCAAAACCCCAUUGAAAUCAAGGUUCUCCUUCCAGUCCACAAACCCACUGUUUCCUCAAACUGCUACGAUGAAAAGUCCCACUGUAUUCUGACCUGUGAAGGCAACAUCAUUGAUGACCAUGGACCAGUCAGGCCUUUCUGGAUAAUCAGUUACAAGUAUCGUCCUGGAGACACGUUAAAAAUAACACAGGAGAACCAGGAAAGUUUCAUCCCCUGUGUGUUGGAAAACCCUGUCGGCUUUAAGCAGAGUGAAAUCCUGCCCAACCCUCUAAUCAGUACUCCAGUCCCCAAACCCACUGUUUCCUCACACUGCAACGAUUGUAGAGAUGGAGUUGAUUGGAUCCGUGUUAUACUGGGAGUCAUUGUGGCUUUCCUGAUUAUCGCGGUCCUGGUUCUCCUGUGGUGUCUGAAAAGAAGAUCAAACCCAGUAAAUUCAGGGAUGGAUUAUAUGCAGCUUAACACUGAUGAUGAAAACUACGAACCAACAGUUAGACAGGAACUGAUGAACACUGGCAAUGGUGACGACAACAGUGGAUCUGAAUCAGAUUACUAGAAGGAGAAGCAGCUGCUGAGGACCAGAGGAUAAACCUCCACCUGCUGAACCUCAUCAUCUUCAGGACUUCACUGCUGAGAGCUGACCUGGUUCAAGAAGAUGUUGCAACAGCUGUUGAACAGAAACGGCAGCUUGAAGAAAAGUAAAGAUCUGUAACUGUACUGUAUGUCUGAAUACUUUAUCUCAAGUUAUGAAGGGUUUUAUCUGCAGUGUCAACUUUACUCAGUGUUCCUGCUGCUUAACAGCUGUUUGAUUUCAUGGCUCUUCUAUUUAUUGUGGAGAUGUUACAUUUGGUGUUCAGUCAAGAUUUGAGAAUUUUGUAUUGUAAACUUUUCAAACGUGUUAUUACUCAGCUACUCCUUUCAUGCCUGUCUGACUUCAGUGCUCUUACUUUACCUCUGAAGUUUGGGGCACAAAGCUGCAUAACCAACGUCAAAAGAGGAGGGAGGGAGGUCAGCUGACUGGCUGCAUCUCCAAAUCCAGCUGCAGAGAUGUGGUUCAAAAGAGAGCUGUUCUCCUGCACCUUUGUGGGAUUUUUAAAA
This is a messenger RNA of Cololabis saira (Pacific saury), 1700 nucleotides long. RefSeq lists its product as uncharacterized. The transcript has 14 exons. The coding region runs from base 1 to 1158 and encodes 385 amino acids. The record is from RefSeq and is a predicted model, not a curated record. NCBI's taxonomy places the organism in Eukaryota, Metazoa, Chordata, Actinopteri, Beloniformes, Belonidae.